This is a messenger RNA of Fusarium falciforme, 813 nucleotides long. RefSeq names its product Hydrolase-4 domain-containing protein. NCBI's taxonomy places the organism in Eukaryota, Fungi, Ascomycota, Sordariomycetes, Hypocreales, Nectriaceae. The transcript has 4 exons. The record is from RefSeq and is a predicted model, not a curated record. The coding region runs from base 1 to 813 and encodes 270 amino acids.
AUGCCUUACCUCGAUAUCGAGAAGAAGAGGCUGUUCUACACCCAGGUGGAAGCCGAAUCGCCUCGGGCGGGAUCGCCAGUGUUGGUUUUCAUUCAUGGACUCGGUUCAUCCCACUCGUUUUAUACGCCCGUGAUGGGCCAUCUUGCGGCUGCAGGAUAUCCCUCCGUUGCAUUUGACGUCUAUGGAAGUGGCCUUUCUGAGUUGAUGCCGGGCACUGAGGACCCAACAUUUGACUCGAUAGCUCAAGAUGUUGAGAGUCUCAUUUCAAAACUGAACAUCCCUAUCGAGAAUGUCGUUGCCGUCGGCCACUCGAUGGGCGGUAUCGUGGUGGCCAAGCUUGCGUCAAGGAACAAACUUCGCGGUGCAGGCCUCAUUGGACCAGUUUUGCCCAAGCCGGCAAUGGCAGGCAUCUUCAAUUCACGAGUUGAGACAGUAAUGCAACACGGAAUGGAAGCAAUGGCCAAUACGAUCCCUCUCGCUGCGACAGGUUCCAGGGCCAACUCGACGCAAAAGGCGUUUAUUCGAGCACUACUCCUCUCUCAAAAGACAGAUGGAUAUAUUGCCCUUUGCAAUGCCAUUGCUAAGGCCGAGCGGCCAUCAUAUGCCGACGCGCACUCACCUUUGCUUAUCAUUGCGGGAGAGGAGGAUAAAACAAGUCCUGUCUCUGAUUCCGAGGCGAUGCUGGAAAGCUGGGGAUGCGAUAACUCAGCCAAGAACAUUCGAAUUCUCCCUGGCGUUGGACAUUGGCAUUGUAUCGAAGCUGCGGAUGAAGUCGGUUCAGCUCUAGAGGACUUCGUCUCAAAACUGGGUUGA